AUGAGAGUUGCGGUGGUGGGAGCCGGAGUGAGCGGGCUGGCAGCGGCGCAGGAGCUCGCGGCGAGCGGUGGCGCUCGCGUGACAGUGUAUGAGAAGGAAGACUGGCUUGGCGGGUGUGCCAGGAGGACCGUGGCCGUCGAGGACGGCGCCGGCCUUGUCCACCUGGACCUUUGCCCCAUGGUCUUCAAGCAGGCAACAUGCCCCAACAUGAUGCAAUUGUUAGAGUUUCUCGGGUUGGAGAUUGAAAGAACGGAGAUACCCUUCUCGGUGAGCACAAAAUUGGAUAAUGGAAGCCAAUGCUACUGGAGCACUAGCAAUGGUAUCUCAAGCCUUUUGGCACAAAAGAGCAAUGCUUUACAGCCCAGCUUUUGGUGCAUGAUCCGUGAGAUACUUAAGUUCAAGACUGACGUGCUCGGGUACCUGGAUUAUUAUGAAAGUAACCCUGAUCUUGAUCAAAAUGAAACUUUGGGGCGAUUUGUUCAGUCGCAUGAAUAUUCACACCUCUUCCAAGAAGCUUAUCUUAUUCCUAUAUGCACAUCUGUUUGGUGCUGUCCAUCACAAGGAGUUCUGGGGUUCUCUGCUGUCUCUGUGCUGUCAUUUUUUCGAAACCAUGACCUUUUUCAGUUGUUUGGGCACCCUGAGUCCUUCAUUGUCAGGGGUUGUUUGCAGUCAUUUGUAGACAAGGCAAGAGCGGAACUGGAACGCAUGGCUUGUCGAAUUAAGACCAGCUGUACAGUCAAAUCUGUUUCAUGUGAUGACGGAGGUGGUUAUAGAGUCCAAGAGGAAGAUGGUUCAGAAGAAAUUUAUGACAAGGUCAUACUUGGGAUUCAUGCACCAGCUGCUCUGAAAGUACUAGGUGCUGAAGCUACACAUGAGGAAUUGAGAAUUCUUGGUGCUUUUCAGUAUGUCUGCAGUGAUGCAUACCUCCACUGCGAUAAAAGUUUGAUGCCACAAAAUUUAUCUGGAUGGAGCGCCUGGAACUUUCUGGGGGAAACAAGCAGGGAUAUGUUUGUUACCUACUAG
Messenger RNA from Triticum turgidum subsp. durum (durum wheat), 1023 nucleotides. The record is from the annotation of a GenBank genome assembly. NCBI's taxonomy places the organism in Eukaryota, Viridiplantae, Streptophyta, Magnoliopsida, Poales, Poaceae.